Molecule: messenger RNA, 1814 nt
Organism: Orcinus orca (killer whale)
Lineage: Eukaryota; Metazoa; Chordata; Mammalia; Artiodactyla; Delphinidae
Gene: CIMAP1A
Product: outer dense fiber of sperm tails 3
Exons: 6
Coding region: 364-1416 (350 amino acids)
Cellular component (GO): outer dense fiber; cytoskeleton
Source: RefSeq, a predicted model, not a curated record
AGUUGUCCCCUUCCUGCCCUCUGCGCCUCUGGCCUGCACCCUGCAACAAGGAGCAAAGACCCGGGUCCCGAGCCAGGCAUGGGCGGGGGGCGGGUUCCACGGGCUGAGGCCAUUGUCUCCAUCACACGGACAGUGAUCUAGAACCCACCACCCCACAGAGCCACAUUCUAGAGCUCAGGGGCCGGGCCCCUUCCCCAGUUCUCGAAGCCCCCAGGGGGAGAGGAGAGAGAGGGAGAGGCCUUCCUCGCCAUGCUCCUUUUCUGGGACUCCCUGGCACCGAGGCCAGUGCGACGGGAUUGCCUCUGAGAAGGCUCGGUCCAUAGGUUGCUCUGAGCAUUGCUCCUGGACUAAGGAGAGCCAGGCAUGGCGGAGGAGGUAUGGGUGGGCACCUGGAGGCCCCAUCGCCCCCGGGGACCCAUCAUGGCCCUCUACAGCAGCCCCGGACCCAAGUACCUGAUUCCACCCACCACAGGCUUUGUGAAGCACACGCCUGACAAGCUGCGUGCACCGGCCUACAGCUUCCAUGGGGCCCCCAUGCUCCUGGCAGAGAACUGCUCCCCGGGGCCCCGCUACAGCGUGAACCCCAAGAUACUGAGGACUGGCAAGGACAUCGGCCCCGCCUACUCCAUCCUGGGGCGCUACUGCACUAAGACCACGCUGACCCCCGGCCCUGGCCACUACUUUCCAGAGAAAUCUACCAAGCAUGUGUUCGACUCGGCGCCCAGCCACUCCAUUUCUGCCCGAACCAAGACCUUCCGAGUGGACAGCACCCCAGGCCCCGCUGCCUACAUGCUGCCCGUGGUGAUGGGGCCCCACACUGUCGGCAAGGCCUCCCAGCCCGCCUUCUCCAUCAAGGGCCGCAGCAAGCUGGGCAGCUUCAGCGACGACCUGCACAAGACCCCAGGUCCCGCAGCCUACCGCCAGACCGAUGUCCAGGUGACCAAGUUCAAGGCUCCACAGUACACCAUGGCUGCCCGAGUGGAGCCCCCGGGGGACAAGACCCACAAGCCAGGACCAGGAGCCCACAGCCCUGAGAAGGUCUGGCAAGAGCACUGCCCGGAGGGGUGGGGUGGGGACGGGUCUGUAAGCCUACAAGGGUCACGGGGGCCAGGCACCAUCAGAACACUGUGCGUUCCAGCACCAGCCUUCCCCAGCCGGCAGGCUCUGGGUCCCCAGUGUCCCCAAACACUGGUGACGGUGAGCGCUGCCGAGUGUCACCACACACCAGGCUCUGAGAGGGGCUUCCUGCUGGUCACCUUGGCCGGCGGUUUAGGGGGUACAGCAGCCCCAGCCCCAGUGAGGGCAGAGCCUGCAGGGUGGGGGCAGGGGUGCCGGCCCCUCACAGCCUCUCCUCUCCCAGGUGACAGUGACCAAGCCCCGCGCCCCGAUCGUCACCUUUGGCAUCAAGCAUUCUGACUACAUGACACCCCUGGUCGUGGACGUGGACUAGCCCUGGCCCCGCCCCACCCGUCACGCUAACUAAGCCUCUGCACAUCAUGUCCCCCCAACAACAGAUUCCCUGAGCUGAGGGCUUUGGGCGGCUCCUCUACCAGCUGGGCUGCAGCCGGCCUGGCCCUGCAGGGCAGAGCAUGCUUGCUCGGACAGUUGUGACCAGCUGUUUUUUCUAUGCUUUCCCAUUUGCUAAACUGUUUCCUGCUGUGCCCAGAUAUACAAUAAAUCACGGAUUCCGUUAGCGAUGGUUUGCCUUGAGGGAGGAUUAACAUUUUCCAGAAAGGGGCCCCCACAGGCGAUCAUGCCAGCCCAUGUCAGGUCCCACCCUAGCUUCCAGGGCCUGGGGUCUGAGCAGAGAGGAG